GAAAUAUCACAUCACAUUUCAGGGAUCUUUAUUACACAUCUCCAAGUCGUGAUCUACCAGUACCUGGCACCAUAAGCCAUCACUCAAGUCACACUUCUAGCCCCCAACUGUCACAUUAGCUAUUUGCUCCUUCCGUCACUUCUCUACAUCUCCUAAUAUCUCUUCUCUAUUCUUAUCACAUCAUGGAUUUGACACCUCAAUCCACUCGUUCUCCAACACCGCCUUUCACAUUCUCAGGCAACUCACAGCCACUCUUUGAAUAUCCUUCACCUGCUCAAAGUGACUCGAGGUACAGGUCAACGGAUUGCAUUCAAGGCUUGGGACUCUAUUCCUGCUCUAUUUCAGGAUCUCCACCAGUAAUGGACAAUCAAGAUGCUUGCUCCGAGUCAGAAGUCUCGUCGUCUAUAACCACCAACCACUGGGCAGAUGCGCCUUUGCAAAACCGUGAUUCGCCCAGGUCAUCCAGGUCAACGCCUAACAUCCUUUCCGCGGAGUAUGAUCCCUUUGCCUCUUACAACACGGCAGUAUCAGCUCCUUUCACUUCUGAUAUAUAUACUACUUCCCUAACUGCCGAAACAUCCAUUCUUCCAGCUUCUCCACUUCAGUCUAGCAAUAACUCUCAUCGCUCUUCACUUUCUUCUGCUCCACCUUCAGAAAUCUUCACUCAAGCGGGAUCAAUACUUUCUUACACUCCACGCAUCAAGAUGGAAGACCAUCCAGAAUACGCUCCAAAUAGUGAUUCUUUCACAUUGGGCUCCCCCCACAAUGGGCACACUCAAUUCGUGGGUGCAGCAACUGCCUAUCCAGGAACCCUCGAGACUUCAUACUACGACCAAUCACCAUGGGCACAAAAAGUUGAAUACACUUCCACUGACUUGCCACCAUUCUCGGCUUUACAAAUCCCAACUUAUGACAGACGAUCCGAAAGUCAAGAUAGAUCACCACCACAAGAUUUCCGACGUCCAAGCGUAGUAGCAAGGACCAGGGGACCUCGAAAGCUUACCACCAAGGAAGAUGCAAACUUCCAAUGUCGUGUUAAAGGGUGUGGGAAGCUUUUCGGUCGUAGUUACAAUUACAAGGCGCAUAUGGAAACUCAUGAUGCAGACCGAGAGUAUCCGUUUCCAUGUACUGUGGACAACUGUACUAAGAAAUUCGUCCGUAAGACGGACCUUCAACGCCACAACCAGAGUGUUCACAUGAAGCAACGAGAUCAUAAAUGUGACUAUUGCAGCAGAUUCUUUGCAAGAAAAGACACACUGAGAAGACACAUGGAAGAUGGCUGUUCUAAACGUUUUGAUAUCGAAACUGUUGAUUUCAGACCUCAAAACUACGCUAUGGAUAACAAUCCCAUGAACACACUAAAGCUAGUACUUCCACCUCAUCCAAAUCAGAUGGGACGAAAUCCAUCUUACAUUCAGAACUCCCACUACUCAUCACCCCCACACAGCGGAAGCUCCGGUCAUGCGCCUCAUGAUGCUAUGGUCAGCCCUCUUACAUCAGCCGCACCAGGGGCUCCAUAUCUAAUGACGACAAGCUCGGAACAUCACAAUCAAGAGCCUAUAUGGCAUACUCAGUAGAUUUACUAUCAUUAUUGUUUGGCGCAAGGGAGGGUGUUUGAGAACAGUCACAACAAGAAGGAUACCAUGGGCAUACUUUCCGAGGGGGUUUGGAGAUUGUUUCAAAUCAUUUUCAAUUUCAUCAGGACCUUACACGGGAUAUUGCAAAAAUACGAACUACCUAGAUUUUCGAUAGCUCA
Botrytis cinerea B05.10 is the source of this 1756-nucleotide messenger RNA. RefSeq lists its product as hypothetical. NCBI's taxonomy places the organism in Eukaryota, Fungi, Ascomycota, Leotiomycetes, Helotiales, Sclerotiniaceae. The transcript has 2 exons. Gene Ontology annotation, molecular function: DNA-binding transcription factor activity, RNA polymerase II-specific; RNA polymerase II cis-regulatory region sequence-specific DNA binding. The record is from RefSeq and is a predicted model, not a curated record. Gene Ontology annotation, biological process: regulation of transcription by RNA polymerase II. Gene Ontology annotation, cellular component: nucleus. Bases 183 to 1577 code for a protein of 464 amino acids.